AAAAAAUGCAGUGAAGGGAGGGGUAAAAUGAGAGAGAGAGAGAGAGAGAGAGAGAGAGAGAGAGAGCAUCAGUUAUUUACAGUAGUAAGGCUGUGGUAGGACAAGUUUAAGUGCUGUCUUCUCAUCAGUUUGUUCCGAAAGAAAACAGAAACCGAUCGAACAGGACAGAGAAACUAAAGCAGAAGAGAGGAGGACAGGAAGACAAACUUACUACAAGUACACUUAGAGGAAAGCAACAUUUCAUUAAGUUGAUAAACCACAUCUUCAUCAUCAUCAUCACGAUGACGGCAAAAAAGAUGCUGAUGCUACCGCUGGUAGUCGUGGCAUUUUUGUCUCCAUGUCUUGGGAUAAGCAAUGAAGUGGAUUAUGGGAACUGGAACUACAGAGACGGAGCAGAGAACGUGAACGUGGCGAACAUCCGCAGCAUCACUCGAGUGUUGGACGCCUGGGGUAAACGUAUAUUCAAAGACAUCAAGACACUCCUACACUCACAACCCAGUGACCUUCUGCCAGACUACUCCAGGGUUCGUCCUCUUUCGGAGUCCCUAAAUGAUCUCUUCAGAGAAGUCUCCCAUUUACAGAAGCGAAUCACAGACCUUAACAAUCGCCUAGCAACCCUGGAACCCUUCCUCCGUCAUCACGGUUACCGCGAGGAAGGGGAGGAUGGAGAAGAUGGCAAAGAGCCGCCUCAGGGUGCGACAGGGGCGGGGAUAAUCCUGUCAAAGUAUCAGCGUUAUUACAAGGUUCCAGAACUCCGGCCUACAGUGGUGCGCGUUAGGCGAGUGAGAGUGAACAAUGAAAAAAAAAGAUCAAGGCAAGUGAAAGUGAACGAGAGAGGUAGAAAAACAAUGUGAGAAGAUUCAAAAUGAAGGUAUACUUUAGUAAAAAAAGCUGCCUUAUUUUUGAGUUAAAUCAAACUGGCUUUACAAGUCACUUUCUUAAAUCAUACUGAACAGACUUAACAUCUAACUUAACCAGUUUCAACUUUAUUCAACUUUUUAACUUUAAGUACUACACAACUAGAUAUGCAACUAGAUUUUUAACAUCAGUUUGAAUUCAAGUGACUUGUAAAUCCAGUUGGAUUACAUUAAAAAAUUUAAGGCAGCUUUCAAACAAAAGUUUUGGAGUUGAAAAAGGUAAACAUUUUUGCAGUGCAUUAAGAAAAUAGAAAGAGAUUAUGAUCAGAUAUAAAUUUUAUAUAAUGGGAUGUUAUUCUGGAUGAUCAUUGCAUAUUAUUGAUAUUGUGUUUAAAAGUCACAUAUUUAAGUAUUCUGCUUUGACUGUUAUGUACACAAAUGCUUAAAACGAGCACAAAUUGCACAUUUUUCAUUCUUUCAUAAACUGCCAAACUAAAACAAAUUAUAAAUAGACUAUCUCUUUAAUAUAUUACCAUUUUAAGCAGUAGGCUACUUUAAGAAAGUGUUAUGCUAUUAAAAUCCCUAAUGCUUUUAAGUCUGAUUUUUUUUAACCAAGUACCCUCUGGUGUGCACUUAGGCCUACCCCGGUUGGAAAUCACUGUCUUAUACUAAAGAGAACACUGUAAAAAAUCCGUAAAACAAAUUCCGUAAAAAACCCGGAACUUCUCUGUUAGCUGGAGCGACAGAAAUAUACCGUAAAAUAACAUUUCCCCCCUGUGAAAUUACGGGAUAUACGGAUAUAUAAUAGCUAGAUUGUUUUCCCCGUUCUUCUUGUAAAUUUGCUGUCUUUAUCUGUAAUUUUACACUUUUUGGCCAAAUUCAAAAAUAAACUGUAAAAAAAUCUCGUUAAAAGACGGACGUUUUCUGGCAGCUGGGCGCAGCUGGGGCGUUUUUACCCUGUAAAAUUACACGUUUUUCUAGUACAUUUGCAGUCUUUUUAUGUAAUGUUACGUUUUUUGACCGUCUUUUAAAAAUGCAUUUAAAAAAUCUGUAGAAAAAUUGCGUGGAAAAUCUGUAAAAAACCCCCAGAAAAAUUAUGAAAAAUUACAUUUAAUUUAGGCAUGCAAGAUAAACAUAUUUGUAAUACAUGUAGGCCUACCAUUUAUCGACUACGUGCAUGCAUCUUUUGACUGUUUAGCUACAAGAUCAGAUCUCAAAAGUGCUAUUAAAGUUUCCUGGCAGAAACCCGCAGGACUGUGAAUGUGUGAUUGUGGAAAACUUUCCCAGCAGCUUGAGAGAAAAAACAGAGUUUAGCUGAUGGAACUACCUUCACAAACAAGAAUAAACAAAGAUGAACCUGAGAAAAGUGCAGAAUCUUAAUUCGAACGCUUCCUGUUAGAAAAUGAUUCAUGUUUGUGGCAGAAAACAUAUGAGGAGAAUAAACUUGAUAAUGUCAAAAUCGAA
Messenger RNA from Triplophysa rosa, 2321 nucleotides. RefSeq lists its product as uncharacterized. The record is from RefSeq and is a predicted model, not a curated record. Bases 282 to 854 code for a protein of 190 amino acids. The transcript is spliced from 4 exons. NCBI's taxonomy places the organism in Eukaryota, Metazoa, Chordata, Actinopteri, Cypriniformes, Nemacheilidae.